GCAACUUCUGCGCUAGUGACGCGCAAUUCUGGGGGCGUUGUGGUCGAUCUGCUAAUACUUGCCGUCAAUUGGCAGCCGCAUCCAGCAUCACAAUGGCUGCGCCGACCCUCAUCGAGCAGCAGGGCUUGCGCAUAGCCGUAGAGGGCUGCGGCCACGGAGUGUUACAUGAGAUAUAUGCUUCGGUCGCAAAGUCAUGCGAACUCAAAGGGUGGUCAGGUGUUGAUCUCCUUAUUAUUGGAGGUGACUUUCAGGCCGUCCGCAAUGCCUCCGAUCUUAAAGCUGUUUCCAUGCCUUCGAAGUACUAUGCCAUGCACGACUUCCACGAGUACUACGCAGGUGCACGCACCGCGCCCUUCUUGACUAUAUUCAUCGGAGGGAAUCACGAAGCCAGCAACUACUCGUGGGAGCUAUACUACGGUGGCUGGGCUGCCCCCAAGAUCUACUACAUGGGUGCUGCAAACGUCGUCAGAUUGGGACCACUACGUAUUGCUGGUUUAUCUGGCAUAUGGAAAGGCUACAACUAUAAGAAGCCGCACUACGAGCGUCUGCCAUACAACAGUGACGAUGUGAGGAGCAUAUACCAUGUUCGCGAACUAGACGUGCGCAAGCUCCUGCAGAUCAGGACACAGGUCGAUGUUGGCUUAAGUCACGACUGGCCGCGCAGUAUGGAGUGGAGGGGCAACUACCGACAGCUCUUCAAGUGGAAGCCAGACUUCGAGCAGGAAGCGAAAGAUGGUACACUUGGAAGCGUCGCAGCUACAACAGUUCUUGAGCGCCUGCGACCACCAUACUGGUUCAGUGCGCACAUGCAUUGCAAAUUCAGCGGUAUCUGGCAGCACGGAGGUGGGUCAGAGCCAGCAGCACCUAUUGUAACGGCCGACGAGCCUUCUGCUGUUGUGAUGAACGACGGUGAGAUCAACCUUGAUCUCGAGGAAGAUGCACCAACAGAAACGCCAAAGAACGAUGCCGAGAUCGAUCUUGACAUGGAUGAUGAUGAUGAUGAUGCAGCUCCGGCACCGGUUGCUACAACCACGAAGCCUGAGGAGCCAGAGAAAAUCAAUGGUCAAGCAGUGGUCCCCGAUGAAGUGCGAGAUCUACUGCCGGCCUCCUUUGCACGCUCAAACUUUGAGAAGCCGGAGACAUUGCCGUUCCCUGCAGACAUUGCCAACCAAACGACCAAGUUUCUUGCUCUCGACAAGUGCUUGCCAAAACGGCAUUUCCUCCAACUGCUCGAGAUCACACCUCACUCGCCCAGCGAUCUGCAAAGGCCACUACGGUUGGAAUACGACACCGAAUGGCUCGCCAUUACACGUGUCUUCGCUGGUGAUUUGCAAAUUGGUGAUCCGGACGCGCAAGUACCUACCGACAAGGGUGAUGCCUACUACAGGCCCCUCGUCGAGGAGCAGAUCACUUGGGUCGAAGAGAAUAUCGUCAAAGGCGGGAGGAUGACUAUACCGCAUGACUUUGUACAGACCGCGCCUGUCUAUGAUCCGUCUCAAGGCAUCCACGUUCAAAAAGAGCCGCAAGAGUACGACAACCCGCAUACGCAAGCUUUCUGCGACUUGCUGCAGAUCCCUAAUGUUUUCCACGCGUCAGACGAGGAACGAGCAAAGCGCAUGCAGGCCGGUCCCAGACCAGAGGAACAGCGAUCUGGUAGAGGCGGAAGGGGCGGAAGCAGAGGCGGUCACAGAGGUCAUCGUGGCGGUGGUCGCGGCGGUGGUCGCGGAAGAGGUCACGGUGGUGGAAGAGGACGCGGCCGCGGGCGCUGGUGACGACUCUCAAUAGGUAUCGACCAGUUCACAUCUCACACGCGGUUACGUAUCCCUUUGCGACAACAUCUGCGCCUAAAUCUGAGACGGACAUACUGAAGCCUUGCGCAGCGUACGUGGCUAGUGGCCGUUAGCGACUCCACACCUCGAGUCCUAUCGUUCCUCUGCAUCUUGACAUGACGGAAGG
Messenger RNA from Didymella exigua CBS 183.55, 1956 nucleotides. Its product is annotated as lariat debranching enzyme. The transcript is spliced from 2 exons. Gene Ontology annotation, biological process: mRNA splicing, via spliceosome. Gene Ontology annotation, molecular function: RNA lariat debranching enzyme activity. NCBI's taxonomy places the organism in Eukaryota, Fungi, Ascomycota, Dothideomycetes, Pleosporales, Didymellaceae. The record is from RefSeq and is a predicted model, not a curated record. Gene Ontology annotation, cellular component: nucleus. The coding region runs from base 93 to 1772 and encodes 559 amino acids.